CAGGUUUCUAUUCUCUGAAGUGGCUGCAUCAGCCAUCAGGUGGAGCCCGGCUCACUCCCUUUACUUCUUCCUUUGUUUUCCAUUAUGUCUGGGAAGCCGACUCUGUGGCCCCCCGGAGGCCCCUGGACAGCAGCUGUGAUGGUGUGGCUGGUGGCGCUGAGUGUCCCAGUGGCUGAGGGCGGAGACUCUCCACUGGAGCCCACAGUGACUAUCUCCCCAGCCAAGACAGAGGCCCUAACCCACCACAACAUGCUGGUCUGCUCGGUGACGGAUUUCUAUCCAGCCCACAUCAAAGUCCGGUGGUUCCGGAACGACCAGGAGGAGACAGCCGGCGUCGUGUCCACCCCCCUGAUCAGGAACGGGGACUGGACCUACCAGGUCCUGGUGAUGCUGGAAAUGACCCCCCAGCGAGGAGACGUCUACACCUGCCGCGUAGAGCACCCCAGCCUCCAGAGCCCCAUCGCAGUGGAGUGGCGGGCACAGUCUGGAUCUGCCCAGAGCAAGAUGCUGAGCGGCGUCGGGGCCUUCGUGCUGGGGCUGAUCUUCCUGGGCCUGGGCCUUGUCAUCCGUCACAGGAAACAGAAGGGGCUCCUGCACUGACUCCUGAAGGUAUAUCAUUGUACUUGGUUUUCUCUCCUCUGAGAUGGGUGCCGAUCUUUGCCCACAGUUCCAGUUGCCUGUUAACCUGUCCAACUCUGAGAUCAAGCCCUACAGUCACCCUGACAGUCCUCACGUCACCUUGUGUGACCCUCACCCCAAGGAUGGUGCCUCCUGCACUGACUUCAGAGUCUCUUCCUAUUCCUGCCAAAGUGUUUUUCUGUUUCCAUUCUCUCCCCACAGACUGUUCAAGAAAAGCAUGUUGAACUCAAUUACCUACCUACAGAGCUUUUUUAUCAUAACUAAACAUAUUGUGAGUUAUCUGUGUCCUGAACCUCCUUAAAUGAGCAGAGGUAGGAAGCCACUCCAGAAUGAAAGCAACAUAUAUUGAGGUGACCCAGCCAGCCUGGGAUCAGAGGGGAUGUUUUGCCUUGAAAGGAGACUAGAACCAUCUUGGGGUGCCACACAAGGGUGGGAAGAGGGGACAGAAAAUAAUUUCAAUCAUCAUAUCCUUCAUGAUUCUUUAGUAUUGAUGUUGAGUGCAGUGGCCUUAGCACUGCUGCCUCUCUUCCAGUUUGGGGAGAAUUCUGUAAGUAAGCAUGUGGAAUUGUUGCAUUCUGAUACAGUGACCUCUGGUCACUGAGGUUUCAGAUACAUCCUGGCAAGUCACAUUGGCCAAGAUCAAUUUUUAUUUUUGAGAAAAUAUAAUAAGCAAUAAAAGUACUAUUUUUGGUUUUAAAUGAUAGAAAUCCAACACAAAUUUACUUUGUUCAUGUUACCUGGGGUCAAGUUGACUUCAGAAGAGACAAGAUCUCUUAGGAGUUUGACCAGGAAACCAGGAGUUUGGUUGCUCGCUAUGAUGUGCACUGACUACCAGGGGAUGGCACAGAAUGAAAGAAGGCCCCAGCCAGCAUCCAGAAGGAUCUGAUUGGCCCUGAUUGCUGGCCAGGCGUAAGGACCCUACCUGUGCACUAAUUUUGUGCACUAGGCCUCUAGUUUAAAAAUAAAUGCCACCAUGGACCUGGCGACAACAAUCCAACAUUUGGCUUCUUCCAAGUGGGACACAGGCCCUGCCACCAGCCUGGAGCGACACCCCACCAAAUUGCAGCCAACACUGUCAAGAACCCAUGGUGCAAAUGUGGCCCACAGCCCAGUUCAGCCUGAAACAGUCACUGUGGGCACCAGGUAAUGACAUCACAUAGCUAUGCCCGGAUUCCUCUCCCUAACGACUAGCCUCCUUGCAGUUUCUUCAGCCCAGGA
Messenger RNA from Myotis lucifugus (little brown bat), 1857 nucleotides. Its product is annotated as boLa class II histocompatibility antigen, DQB*0101 beta chain-like. Gene Ontology annotation, molecular function: MHC class II protein complex binding. The record is from RefSeq and is a predicted model, not a curated record. Lineage: Eukaryota; Metazoa; Chordata; Mammalia; Chiroptera; Vespertilionidae. The transcript has 4 exons. Bases 85 to 600 code for a protein of 171 amino acids. Gene Ontology annotation, cellular component: MHC class II protein complex. Gene Ontology annotation, biological process: antigen processing and presentation of exogenous peptide antigen via MHC class II; positive regulation of T cell activation; peptide antigen assembly with MHC class II protein complex.